AUGCAUAAAAUUCUGGAUGAUUUGAAAAUUGAAGAAGAAGGUGUAGUAAAAGGUACUAAACUGUAUCUCGAAAACCAAAAAGCAUUCCUGAAUAUCGGAUUACUAUUUAGUGAUUUGAUAGAUUUGAUACGUCAAGGCAAAGAUGUGUUUCUAACAGUGUUCACAUUACCAUUAUCGAUUCUAUUUCAUUCAUUAGGCUUAACUGAAGUUGGUGACAUACUCAGAAAUUAUGGCUUAAGAGUUAUUGUGGAUAUCAUUGCGAAUGAUAAUGAUAUGCAAAUACUUUGA
Molecule: messenger RNA, 288 nt
Organism: Cercopithifilaria johnstoni
Lineage: Eukaryota; Metazoa; Nematoda; Chromadorea; Rhabditida; Onchocercidae
Source: the annotation of a GenBank genome assembly